AUGAACAACAGGUUAAAGGAUUUGAAGAAAAAAGCUCAAGGAAGAGCCGAUGAUCUUGAUGAAAUUGCCUUACAGGAUAAAUACGAACACGGAGACUUGGAAAGAGCUGAAGGUGGUUACUCCAACGGAAGGUUGAUUCCAAAGGAAUCAGAAUUUGUUUCUGAAUUUUUCAGUCAAGUCAGUGAGAUUAAAACUAGAAUUAAUAAGAUUGAUGAAAAUGCAACCUUAAUGGAAAAACAAUAUAACAGCAUCAUAGCAGAAGUAAAGAAAGAAGCAAACACAAAAGCUUUUAAACAAAAAGUCACAGCCCUAUCCGAUGAUAUUGAUGACGACAUGAGAUUUGUGAAGAGGAGUCUUGAAGAAAUGGCUCAAACCAACAGAAUUUUAGAAGAACAUUCCGCAGAGAGGAGAAUGAGAGAAAAUCAACAUGCAUCACUCACACAGCUUUUCUUCACUGUUAUGCAACGAUUUAACGGAAUUCAAGCAGCUUGUAAACAAAGAUACAGAGAUGAUUUAAUGCGAAAUCUCAGAAAUAUUUAUAGUGAAGAUGAAAAGUCAGAUGAAGAACUCAAUGAAAUGAUAGAAUCCGGUCAAAUUCAAGAGGGAAAUUUAUAUGGAAAGUUUUUGUUAAAAAACUCAACACAAAACACUAUCAAAUCUACUUACAGUGAGAUCAAGGAAACCCAUGAAGAUUUGAAACGACUGGAAUUAUCCAUGAGCGAACUUCAAGAUAUGUUCAGAGAUUUGCACUCUCUUUUAAUGAUGCAACAAGAUUUGAUCGAUAACAUAGAAGACAAUGUAUUAAGAAGUGUUGACUAUACUGAAAAGGGUGUUAACAAUAUCAAGACUGCAAAGAAAGUGGCUGACAAGACCAGACAUGCCAAGUGCUGUUUGUUUGUCAUUGUAAUUGUUGUCGCAAUUGUUGUUAUUUUGAUUGUGGCUGGUGUUAUUGGUAUUUCUGUUCCUCUUUCUAUAUUGAAGUAG
Naegleria gruberi is the source of this 984-nucleotide messenger RNA. RefSeq lists its product as uncharacterized. Gene Ontology annotation, molecular function: SNAP receptor activity; SNARE binding. The transcript has 2 exons. Gene Ontology annotation, cellular component: plasma membrane; endomembrane system; SNARE complex. The record is from RefSeq and is a predicted model, not a curated record. The coding region runs from base 1 to 984 and encodes 327 amino acids. NCBI's taxonomy places the organism in Eukaryota, Heterolobosea, Eutetramitea, Acrasida, Naegleriidae. Gene Ontology annotation, biological process: intracellular protein transport; vesicle fusion; exocytosis.